Molecule: messenger RNA, 2965 nt
Organism: Talaromyces proteolyticus
Lineage: Eukaryota; Fungi; Ascomycota; Eurotiomycetes; Eurotiales; Trichocomaceae
Exons: 2
Coding region: 263-2878 (871 amino acids)
Cellular component (GO): nucleus
Molecular function (GO): DNA binding
Source: RefSeq, a predicted model, not a curated record
UCUAGUGUGGCCGACAUCCAUAGUCUUGCAGGGCUUGGGCCGCAUUAUGUCUCCUCUUUUCACUUCCUCGCUAUAGACUCCUGCUCAUUCCAUCAACAAGAGUAGUUGUGGUACGCCGCUGCAACUGCCAAGUUGUCAUCCAUCGUCCAUCCACUACAGGCUGGUAAGCACCGUCUUCCACAGUGGGUACCUCGUGUUCUUUGAGUGACCAGACACGUGCUUCCUGCUCCCCUCAACGGCUACUAUCUGACUGACGUGCGUCAUGUCCUCCAAGCCCAAGCUGUGGAAUAUCCUUGGCGACCGUGACGAGCGAGACAAACCAGCCACGAAAUCGGCGAAGAAUAAUCGAGAUAGAGAAAAGGACAAGGCGAAAGAGAAAGACAAGCGCGUCGCAAACCGCUCGUCCCAUGGAAAGAAGGCGAGCACGCCAACCAAGGAUCGCGACUCGGUUAUAACCGCCCACUCCACUUCAUCCACCUCGACUUCUCAGACUCGCACUCGUCGCUCGUCAAUGCCCGAAGUUGACAGCGCCCCCAGGUCCGCGGCGACCUCUUUUCUCGAGUCGCGAACUAGCCUCCCGUAUCCGACCUUCUCGAAAGCACAUAGCAAAGUAGAGCUAUGGGACAAGCACCAACGGGCGCAGAAGGGGGAAAUCCCGACGCCGGACCCUACCGAUGUUGCGGAUGGAGAUCAUCGCCGUGGUGAGGGCCGCAAGUCGUCGUCGCGAAAUGGCCAUCGUCAUGCUACUCCGCCGAGCCCGCCUCUCACCGCAGACCAGCGUUCGUCAAGGAAAGGAAGUUCGAUGGGUAGCAAGGAGCUGAAGAAUAAAGAGAAGGAGAGGGAUGGGAAACCCAGAAGUCGAAAAGAUCCAACGCGGUCAACGUCCAGCUUGGAGAGAAAAGUUGAUGAGGAAUCUGCCGUGAGUAGCAAGUCGCCUCUUUCAAGCACUCCAGUCAAGGUCCGACUACGAGAAUCGUCGACACCAAAUCGCUCGGCUAGUCAUAAGACUUCUAGAUCUACACUCCAGGGAUCUGAUGCGCCCAAGCGGACUUCAAGUCAUAGCGCAAAAACACAAAUACGUUCAACUGUUACAAACGGGACCGAAAGCACAUCGGAGUUCACAAACGACUCCGAUGCGACAUCGGUUGCCCCGAAUCAGCCGAAACCACCAUCACGGAUGCAAAAUCGCUCAUCUACUCCCCAGAGCCGCUUCGCCAGAAGGAACUCUCCCCAGAUUGAAGUGUUCAUGGAAGGAAAUGAGUCUGUUGUCAAUGGCGAACACUACGCGUCUUCCCCACCUCCACCGCCACCUCCUCCUCCUCCCCCGGAGAUGCCUAUUGCUCCUCCACGAGUGGAUUACUUAUUACAAAAUGGCGGUUUAGCCUACCCACUACCAAAACAUUUGCUCGGGGCGGGUCAGUCACCAAAUAUGCCUCACCAGCUCACCCAGCCCCAAAACGCCGUCAUUCAAGUAUUCGAACCAUUCAAUCGCAUACUAGAUGACUACAACCAUGUCAUGGAAAAGAAUGGCUCUCUUGCAGUUGCAACAGGCUAUCGAUCUGUGGCCAGGCGUCUACUGGACCGACUAGAGGCUGUUUUUGCACGAGAUAUCUCCUCCGAGGCUUGCCAGUGUAUCAUGUGUGAAGAUGAUCAAUUAGGUGAGAUGUCUCCUGGUGUUAGCUGGGGGGAAGUGUUGGAAUUGGUCUCUGGGCGACGGGAACUGCCCAGCUGGCCGCCGUUCCACAUGGCAGCGUCGGUGAAGGCUCAGAUGGUACCAGGCGAGGAGCAUAUCCCAAUGCAGAAGCUUGAUAUUGAUGUCCCAGAAGAAUAUCGCGAGCAUUAUGUCCGUCAGUCCCGCAAAACCAAGCAAUCAGUCGAUAAAUGGCUUCUCGGUCAAACUGAGAUGAGCCCACCGGAGGAAGUAGAUGACGAGACAUUGACUUUUGCGAUGAUGACCUACUUAGACUCGGCAAAUCGAGACACCUUCUGCGCUCUUCUUGGCAUCAAGUCAGCGACCCCAGUCCCUGGGAAUGCUACGCCAGCUCCUCGGUCCCGCCCGGACUUUUUAAUUGCUUCUUCUAUAGCCAUACAGCGUUUGUACCGGCUCGCCGCACCUGCUCGAGAAUCCGAAACUGCGCUCUAUAUGCUCAAUAACCCUUACAUCCACAACGUCUUGGCGACGCUGGCAGCAAUCAGCAAUGAUGAAUGGGAGAUCCUUAUUUCAGGCCGUUUUGAUGGGUUCCUGCGAAGCGGUGCUGAGGACAACUUCAGCCCAUCCAUGACGGCCUCAGCUCCCCCAAGAUCUGCUAGCCGAUCUGGAACGCCCUUCCUCCCUGGAUCCUCUCGCGGAACAACUCCAUUCCAAAUGGACCCAACACUCCGACCAGUCAGUCAACCUUAUGGAUCAUCCGUUGCAUCUGCCUCCUACGGUGCCCCCAUCGCACUCGACGAAGAUACAGAAAUUGCAUCUCUAGCCGAAAUCGAGAGGGACAUCUACCAAAGCAUGGAAGCUCUUGAAGAUGCCUUCGAGGCGCUCCAUUGCAAAGCCGAGGUCAUUCGACGCAAACUUCGCGAGCGAGGCGCUGGCCUGUCAGUCGCCAACCAAGCCCGUCGCGGAUCCGCUGCCAACCUUGAUGCGCGAAUGGGCACCCCCGCAUCUAUGUUCGGCGGUCAGUGGGACAGCAGCGGCUUGGAUGAAGACGACGGCAUCGACGAUGACAUGUCGCUCGCCCCCGACGACUCCGCAAGCAACAUCAGCUCCAGCCGUAGGCGCCGACCGAAAAGACGUAGCGAGCGCCGCACCCCGGCGCCUGUAGAAGAAGAAGAUGAAGAAGGGGACUAUGAUGUAUACGAAUCCCGACGAGAUCGACGCCGGUAGUCGUAUACUCGCUUACCUUCUACAAACGGUUAAAGAAACAGUUUUGUGCUAGCAGUCCAACAGCAUGCAUACUACUUUUUUGUGUGA